AUGACUGACGAUCGGACAAUUACUUCGACUAGUCAUCCGACUAACCCCACAGGCCAUGGGAGCGAUCCCACCAGCUCCGAGGCUCUUCAGUCCAACGACCGAUUUGACGCCCUCGUUCGGGAUCGGGAUACCUUACGCGCGGAAGUGGCAGACAUGCGCAAGUCAUUGGAGGAAAUCCAGUUGAAACACCACGCGGAGAUGGAAGCUCUGCAGGGAAGGCUCGAUGACGCCGAAAACAAGAAAGAACAUGCAGAGUUGCAAUUCCAGAAACUCCUGGAAAGAGUGAACACAAUCAAGUCUCAACUUGGCGAGAGAUUAAGGGAAGAUGCUGAAGAGCUUGCACAGGCAAGAUCGAAGAUUGAUGAAUUAUUGGAGGAAAACACAAGCAUCAAGGAUCAAUACCAAGCGAAGUGUGGCGAGCUCGAGCAAUUGUCGGAAGACAGAAGGAACAUGUCACAGGAGCUUUCGACCUUGCGAGACCGUACAAAUCUGUCCCAGCAAAAUUGGUUGAAAGAGAGGGAAGAGCUCCUGGAACAAGAGAAUUAUCUUCACUCAGAGUUCGAGCAAGCCAAGGAGGCCAUGCACAACUGGGAAGUCCUCGCUAUGGAGGAGCGGUCCAUUCGGGAAACCCUCGAAGUGAAGGUGGUAGAUCUCGAGGAACAGCUUGCAAGCGUCAAAGAUGCCUACGAGAAAGCAUCUACCGAACGUGACUCUCAGGUAGCUGCAGUAGACGGACUACAGCGAGCUUUGCAGGAAAUCCAAUCUGCGCGCAAACAGGAACUUCGUGAGCUCGUGGAGAAUUCCGACGCGCAACUCGAGGAGUUGAAGCAGAGCCUUCAAGAAGCAAUGAAGAAAGCCCUCGACGCCGAAAAAUCUCUUCAAGACGCUCAGGGCGAGCUUGAAAGAGUUCGGCCAUUCGAGAAAGAAGUCAAAGAGAAGAAUCUCUUGAUAGGGAAGCUCAGGCAUGAAGCGGUGACACUCAACGACCAUCUGACGAAAGCUCUGCGCUUCCUCAAGAAAGGGAAGCCGGAAGACAACGUCGACAGACAUAUCGUAACAAAUCACCUCCUGCAUUUUCUUGCUCUUGAUCGAUCGGAUCCCAAGAAGUUCCAGAUCUUGCAACUCAUUGCCGCGCUCCUCGGCUGGACAGAUGAGCAGCGUGAGCAGGCUGGUCUGGCGCGUCCAGGAACAUCGAGCAUUUCUGGAAAAUUGAGAGUUCCAAGCACACCCAUGCAUCGUACGCCAAGCAGCCAAACCUUGGCCUCGGAAUUCCUUGACAAUGGAAACGCAAGUAAAGAAUCGUUGGCGGAGUUGUGGUCCAACUUCCUGGAGCAGGAGUCACAGAAUGCGGAAAUGACACAUCCAAAGCCGUGA
Molecule: messenger RNA, 1374 nt
Organism: Aspergillus uvarum CBS 121591
Lineage: Eukaryota; Fungi; Ascomycota; Eurotiomycetes; Eurotiales; Aspergillaceae
Product: putative Golgi matrix protein
Exons: 5
Coding region: 1-1374 (457 amino acids)
Biological process (GO): endoplasmic reticulum to Golgi vesicle-mediated transport; Golgi organization
Cellular component (GO): Golgi apparatus
Molecular function (GO): small GTPase binding
Source: RefSeq, a predicted model, not a curated record